Linum tenue is the source of this 2302-nucleotide messenger RNA. Lineage: Eukaryota; Viridiplantae; Streptophyta; Magnoliopsida; Malpighiales; Linaceae. The record is from the annotation of a GenBank genome assembly.
AUUAUAUUCAAACACGAUUGAAGUAAAAGACGGAAAUCCGCGAAGCUGGCGACUGGAGACGCCAUUUUUCCCGAUGGCGGCGUCGGCUCUAUCUCCUCCCGAAGUUCCAAUGGAGCUCCACGUCUCCAACCGCGAGAAGCUCCUCCAAUCCAUCCGGCAUCAUCUUGCCGAAAAUUCUCUUCCCUUACAAGGCUUCGUCCUUCUUCAGGGAGGUGACGAGCAGACUCGCUACUGCACCGAUCAUUUGGAGCUCUUCAGGCAGGAGAGUUAUUUCGCUUAUUUGUUUGGAGUUGUAGAGCCUGGCUUCUAUGGGGCAAUCGACAUUGCGACAGGGAAGUCGAUCCUCUUUGCUCCGAGGUUGCCUGCGGAGUAUGCUGUUUGGAUGGGGAAAAUAAAGUCAUUAUCUUACUAUCAGGAAAGGUACUUAGUUACCGAGGCCUACUAUACGGACGAAAUUGUAGAAGUUCUGCUCGACCAGAGCAAGGGCAUAGAGAAACCGUUGCUGUUUCUAUUACAUGGACUCAACACUGACAGCAACAAUUACUCAAAGCCGGCAGAUUUUAAGGGAAUGGAAACAUUUCAAACUGACGUGAACAUGUUGCAUCCUAUUUUAACAGAAUGUCGUGUUAUCAAGUCAGACCUGGAGCUUGCUGUAAUUCAGUUUGCCAAUGACAUCAGCUCUGAGGCUCACGUCCAGGUCAUGAGAAACAUUAAACCUGGAAUGAAAGAGUAUCAGUUGGAAAGUACAUUUCAACACCACACCUACAUGUAUGGUGGUUGUCGGCAUUGCUCAUACACGUGCAUCUGUGCUACUGGUGAAAACAGUGCUGUUCUACACUACGGUCAUGCAGCAGCCCCAAAUGACAGGACCUUGCAAGAUGGGGAUAUGGCAUUGUUUGAUAUGGGAGCUGAAUACCAAUUCUAUGGUUCUGAUAUAACUUGUUCGUUUCCGGUGAAUGGCAAGUUUACAAGUGAUCAGUCUUUAAUUUACAAUGUGAGUGUGAUUCAACUUGGGUCACCGUUUAAUGCUCUGUUCAUACAAAUUAAAACUCCUACAUUUGUGGAUUCUCCUGUUAAUUGGAAUGUUUUGGUGUUCAUUUCUAUUGUUGUUUACUGUCAAUGUAUUCAAGCUGUCCUUGAUGCACACGAUUCUGUCAUCUCUGCUAUGAAGCCAGGCGUCAGCUGGAUUGACAUGCACAAGUUGGCAGAGACAGUAGUCCUUGAUUCGCUGAGAAAGGGUGGCAUUAUUGUUGGUGAUGUAGCUGAUAUGAUGGCUGAGCGAUUUGGUGCAGUUUUCAUGCCUCAUGGUCUUGGGCAUUUCCUUGGAAUUGACACUCAUGAUCCGGGUGGCUACUUGAAGGUACAUUUCACUGCAUUUCCGAGCUAUUUUUCCUGUUUUCUUGGCCGUGUCUCUUCUUCUUCCUUCUCGCUGUGCAUAUAUAAAUUUGUAGAAUGCAUUUUGAAUUGUUCUGAAGGAAAGUAGCAUAUUUACUUUCUGUAGGGACUGAAGAAACCAACAGAACCUGGGUUACGCUCUUUACGUACCAUCAGAGAACUCAAAGAAGGAAUGGUGAUCACAGUGGAGCCAGGAUGCUAUUUCAUUGAUGCUUUGUUGACCCCAGCAAUGGCAAAUCCAAAAACUUCCAAGUUCUUCAACGCUGAAGCCAUCGGCAGAUUCAAGGGCUUUGGUGGUGUCCGCAUCGAAAGUGAUUUGCACGUUACGGCAACUGGCUGUAAGAACAUGACUAAGUGUCCCCGAACCAUUGCGGAUAUUGAAGCAGUUAUGGCAGGAGCGCCAUGGCCGCCCAACGAAUAAAGCCUCUGCGAGUGGGGGAGUUCCGAGCUGCUGUUGAACAACUCUCAUGUCUGGAUCAUUGUAAUUUGGGACAAUGAAAUGUCCGCCUGCUGAUGAAAGAUUUUCCAAGAUGAAGAGAUGACCAUAUAGUUUACUAUGACAUGAAUAAAUGACAUGCUGUCUGUGAAUCUGUGAUUUCCUUUCACAAGUGAUUGUUGGCGUUCUGUGUUGUAACUUGUGUUUUAAGGAAAGGUUGCAAUAUAGCCAGAGUCAGAUACUUUAUCCAUUUCAUCUAUCUGUGAUGGCAAGCAAUUAUGGAUACUUUAGUUGACAGCUUGUGAGAAACUGUAAGCUACUGAAGUUAUUAUCGGCACAUGUCCUUCGGUUUAGUCGUUCUUUGGGAUGUUCAUUCAUGUGUGCCAGCAUGUUCGUCGCAUUGGUUGCCUAUUUUGAUUUAACAUUUAAGAGAAGGCACUAGAGGUAGUGUACACUAAGUUUGUUAUGAUU